Messenger RNA from Puccinia graminis f. sp. tritici CRL 75-36-700-3, 339 nucleotides. RefSeq lists its product as uncharacterized. The record is from RefSeq and is a predicted model, not a curated record. The transcript is spliced from 2 exons. Lineage: Eukaryota; Fungi; Basidiomycota; Pucciniomycetes; Pucciniales; Pucciniaceae. The coding region runs from base 1 to 339 and encodes 112 amino acids.
AUGGCAUGGAGAUGCUUGAAAUUGUGGAUUUCAUGGAGAUGGAAAGUGGGAACCGCACAAUCAGCUCAGAAGAUGAAUUUGCCUACUAUCACAAAGUCCUUCUUAAGUCUCUGCGAACAACAGUCAGAGGCACCAAGGAAAAUCCCUGUCGAAUACCGCCUAGAAGUAGUACUGAAAGGAGAACAAGACUGCGUGACGCAAUGGGUGAAUUCGCGCAAAGUCACCGCCAGUUUUGGUAUCAACAUUGGCAACAACAAACAGAUGUCGAAUAUACAACUCACCUUUCAAAGCGGCCUUCCAAGCUUCCCUCCAGGGAUGUGCUUGUUUGCCGGCGCAUGA